GUUCUGCUCUGUUUUGCUCUGUUGUGCUCUGUUUUGCUCUGUUUUGCAAUGGCUUGUUUCUUGAAUUGCGUUAGAUUUGAUGUUUCCAAGACGAUCACCGACAAACCCACAAGCAAAGAAUCUGGUGUGACUUGUUAUAGCUGGGAUGAUGUGGAAACUCUUACUUCCAAUUUCUCUAGAUUGAUUGGUUCUGGUGGCUAUAGUAGUAUCUACAUGGCUCGCUUCUCUGGCUCUGACAAGGCGGCUGUGAAGGUUCAUGUUAGUAGCCACCGUCUUUAUCAGAUCUUUAGACUUGAACUUGAUAUCUUACUCCGUCUUCAACAUCCUAACAUUGUCAAGCUUCUCGGUUAUUUCGAUGAUUCAGAGGAAAAUGGUGCUCUUCUUCUUGAAUAUCUUCCUCAAGGAAAUCUACAAGAGAAGCUCCAAAGCAAUAGCAAGCAAGUCUUGCUAUGGAGGAACCGUGUAGCGAUUGCGUUACAGUUAGUUCAAGCUAUUGAACACAUUCACGAGAAAUCUAAAGUUGGAUUCUCUUCGAUGGUUCAGCCUCCUACGAUGUCGCCUAGAUCCAGACAAGUGAGGAUGGUGGGAUCACCGGGUUAUACGGACCCUCACUACCUAAAAACCGGGAUUGCUUCGAAGAAGAUGGAUAUGUAUGGGUUUGGAGUUGUGGUUCUUGAGUUGGUUUCAGGAAAAGAAGCGUUUUCCGCGGAGAGAGGCGAGAUGCUGGUGCAUACAGCUGCUCCACUUAUGAAUGAGAUUUUGGAUUCAAGUGUAGACAUAGCAGAAGACAAAGUGAGACGGUUCUUGGACCCGAGGUUGUUAAGUAACAGUCUUGAUAUCGAUGAGGUAAAGACAAUGCUGAGUGUUGCUGCGCUUUGCAUCAGUAGCAAACUAUCUCUAAGACCUUCCGCUACUCAUGUAGCGGAAACUCUAAUAAAGGAAAUCCCGUCUUUGAGUUUCCUCGGUUGUGGUAAAGGAGUGUGAGUUAUGGGCGUCCACGGUUUUCGUUGUAGCGUGGUAGGAUUGCGUGAACAACACUGUAAAGUUGGUGUGCAUUUUGGAAAACCAGCAAGAAGGAAAAACCAUGUAAAUACUCUGUUUUGUUUUGUGAAUAGCAAGAAGGAAAUAACAUUUUGUCUAAUUG
Arabidopsis arenosa is the source of this 1144-nucleotide messenger RNA. Lineage: Eukaryota; Viridiplantae; Streptophyta; Magnoliopsida; Brassicales; Brassicaceae. The record is from the annotation of a GenBank genome assembly.